AUUGAACGAUGGCCUCUUCAUCCUCAGCCGCAAUUCCGCCAUCGCCGCCAUGGACCGAACUGCCCGAGGAAUUGACGGCAAAUAUCCUUCAAAGGCUGCGCACUGAAGAGAUACUGAAGAGUGCGCAGAGAGUGUGCACAACAUGGUGGAGAGUCUGCAGAAAUCCGACCAUGUGGCGCGCCAUUGAUUUGCACUAUCGACGUUGCGCAUUUGACGAAUUUGAGAGCAUUUUCCGUUGUGCAGUGGAUCGUAGCCAGGGACAAUUGGUCGACCUAAAGCUAGCCUGUUUUGAAGGGGAUCGGUUGCUAAACUACGCAGUCGAGAGAUCAACUCAGCUUCGAUGCCUAACACUUGUGGAAUAUGGUAUCACGGGAAUUACUUUGGCUCACGCAAUGAAAAAAGUCCCACAAUUGGAAGAGCUGCACCUUAUGGUGAUGCCAAUGCUCACUCUCAAAGAUUUCGAAAGCAUCGGCAUCUCUUGCCCCAUGUUGAAAUCAUUUAUCUACUACAACUACUCUGGGGUGCAUCUAGAAUUUACAGAGUAUGCUGUAGCAAUUGGAAAAACCAUGCCUAAUCUGCACCAUCUCCGACUUUCUGUACAUCGUAUGGAAAAUAAGGGACUAAAAGCAAUUCUCGAUGGUUGCCCCCACCUCGAGUCACUUGAUCUUCAAGGAUGCGCCGGUCUUGAUCUUAAAGGGGCUCUUGGCAAAAGAUGUUCUAAUCAAAUAAAAGAUCUGUGGCUCGAUUUAGCGGAACCAAGUUUUCAGCUUGACGAUUGGGAUGAUGAGGACUUAUAUGUUUUCGACAAUGCUGAAAUCGGUUACGGUGAUGUUGAAUAUGAUCCUGAUUAUUAUUAGGAUGGUUAUUACUAUUUCUAGUCUUGAAAAUGCUAGGUUGGUGAACGAUAAUAUUGUUUUGUUUUAUUGAAAUGGUUGUUGGACUUGGCA
Messenger RNA from Salvia hispanica, 947 nucleotides. Its product is annotated as putative F-box/LRR-repeat protein 23. The record is from RefSeq and is a predicted model, not a curated record. Gene Ontology annotation, molecular function: protein binding. Lineage: Eukaryota; Viridiplantae; Streptophyta; Magnoliopsida; Lamiales; Lamiaceae.